AAAACAAAAUCCACAUUCCUCUCCGAUGUCUCGAGACGCGCCGUCGGAGUUCCAGACUAGGGUUAACUCACGGCGGUCCGGCAACGUCAUCCACCCUGUGAUGGCGGACGUAGAGUCGCCUCCUCCACCUCCGCCGCCGCGGAUUCCGGCUCAGAGUCCGCUAGCGUAUCGAGAAAUCAAGCACUUGAAGAAAUGGUUUCCAUGGUUGAUACCUUCGUUUGUUGUAGCGAAUGUUGUGAUGUUCGCAAUCACCAUGUUCGUCAACGAUUGCCCCAAGAACUCUGUUUCCUGCGUUGCUAGGGUUUUGGGGAGGUUCUCUUUUCAGCCCUUUAAAGAAAACCCUCUUCUUGGCCCUUCGUCUUCUACGCUAGAGAAGAUGGGGGCAUUAGAUGUGAGUAAAGUGGUCCACAGACACCAGGGGUGGCGCCUUAUCACUUGCAUUUGGCUACAUGCUGGAGUUUUGCAUAUACUGGCCAACAUGCUGAGUCUCGUAGUUAUUGGCAUUCGACUUGAGCAAGAAUUUGGCUCUGUACGGAUUGGGUUGCUUUAUCUGGUCUCUGGUUUUGGUGGGAGUUUGAUGUCAGCUCUUUUUAUCCAGUCUAGUAUCUCAGUUGGCGCUUCUGGUGCACUUUUUGGAUUACUAGGAGGCAUGCUUUCUGAACUAAUCACUAAUUGGACUAUAUAUGUUAAUAAGGUAGCAGCAUUGUUGACCCUUGUGAUCAUCAUUGUAAUCAAUCUAGCAGUGGGGAUCCUUCCACAUGUUGACAACUUUGCUCAUAUUGGAGGAUUUCUUUCUGGUUUUCUUCUUGGAUUUGUGUUUUUGAUCCGCCCCCAGUUUGGAUGGGUUAGCCAAAGAUAUGCCCCUCCUGGACAGUUAUCUACUUCAUCUAAACCUAAAUUCAAGAUAUAUCAGUGCAUAUUGUGGAUUAUUUCUUUAGCCCUUGUGAUUGUUUGGUUUACUGUCGGCCUAGUUAUGCUUCUUCGUGGGGUUGAUGCAAACGAUCAUUGUUCUUGGUGCCAUUAUAUGAGUUGUGUUCCUACUAAAAGGUGGAGCUGCAAUUCACAGCCGUUGUCCUGCAUGUCUGACCAAACGGGUGACAAGCUAACCCUAACGUGCUCAAGCAACGGCAAAACCAGGACAUAUACAUUGGCAAAUGCAACGACGUCUCAGAUCCAAGGGCUAUGUACUCAGCUUUGUCGAUGACUCUAAUUCAACUGCAUGGAUUGAAACUGUUGUAGUAGGUCACUUUGAUGUGUAAAUUCACAGAGCCAAGUUUUCAACAUGUUGUUGUUCUUUGUUUUAGUUGAGUUGUUAACAUGGUUUUUCUCUUUAAAUUGACGUUCUCUAUUGAAAUGAUAGCUCUUUCAUUUGCACCA
Molecule: messenger RNA, 1377 nt
Organism: Camellia sinensis
Lineage: Eukaryota; Viridiplantae; Streptophyta; Magnoliopsida; Ericales; Theaceae
Product: RHOMBOID-like protein 1
Biological process (GO): proteolysis
Cellular component (GO): membrane
Molecular function (GO): serine-type endopeptidase activity
Source: RefSeq, a predicted model, not a curated record